Molecule: messenger RNA, 510 nt
Organism: Sclerotinia sclerotiorum 1980 UF-70
Lineage: Eukaryota; Fungi; Ascomycota; Leotiomycetes; Helotiales; Sclerotiniaceae
Exons: 3
Coding region: 1-510 (169 amino acids)
Cellular component (GO): nucleolus
Molecular function (GO): RNA binding
Source: RefSeq, a predicted model, not a curated record
AUGGAUUCCUCAUUCAUAGUAAAGCCUCGUCCAAAAAGAUCAGUAUUACCACCUCAGAAAAAGAAGAGAAAGUUCGACCACAAGAUUGAAGAAAUCAAUUUCGAUUUAAGUGCUCGCGAGGAUUAUUUGACUGGUUUUCACAAGCGGAAAGUUCAGAGGGUGAAGAGGGCACAGGAGGAAGCCGAAAAAAAGGCUAGGGAGGAGAGAAUUGUUAUGAGGAAACAGUUGCGAGAAGAGAGGAGAGCCGAGUUGAAUGAGCAUGUUAAAGCUGUAAAUGCGCUAUUACAGGAUGUGGACGAGAAGUUCGAUGGCGGAGAUGGAGAUGAGUGGGGGGGCAUAGAUGAUGAAGACGAGGAGGAAGAGAAAGAUGUGCAAGAAGAAGUGGUGGAUCACGAAGAGGAAUAUAUCGAUGAGGAUAAAUACACCACUGUCACAAUCGAAGGGAUAGAAAUAUCGAAAGAGGGGAUAAAAAGGACCGCGGACGAAGAUGACGCCGACGAUGAAAGGUGA